This is a messenger RNA of Notolabrus celidotus (New Zealand spotty), 2133 nucleotides long. Its product is annotated as nuclear factor 7, brain-like. Bases 419 to 1867 code for a protein of 482 amino acids. The record is from RefSeq and is a predicted model, not a curated record. The transcript has a single exon. Gene Ontology annotation, molecular function: zinc ion binding; protein binding. NCBI's taxonomy places the organism in Eukaryota, Metazoa, Chordata, Actinopteri, Labriformes, Labridae.
CAGUUUCCACUGAGUCGUUUCAGUUCAGAUGGUUGAUAUUUUAAAUGCACACAUCAGAUCAAGCUGUGAUUGGCUGGAUUACAUUAUGAGGUUGUCACUUCAAGUAAUUGGUGCAUUCCUUUUUCUGUCUGAAUCGAUUGUAAAAGUGUUUCUGAUUCUGUAAAUGUGUGUUCUUAAAUGCAAAUUUUGGCCUUUGCACAUUUGCAUUGCACCUCUCAGCCACCGUAGAAACGAGAGCUAUAGUGAUUCACUGAAGAGAAAGGAAAGUGAAACUUAUAGCCUGACUUUGACUCUGACAUUGACCUGUCUGAACGGAGCUGAGCUGCAGUGUCAGAUAUCUCUGCUUCAUCCCAGGAGGAAUCAUUCUGAGGAAACACAUUUGCUGAGUUUGUUUUAAAGGAUAAUCCAGGAAUCCUAAAUGGCUGAGAAAACAUCACUUCUUGAAAGUUACCUGAACUGCCACGUGUGUUCAGAGACUUUCACAGAUCCUGUGUCUCUGAUCUGCAACCACAGCUUCUGUUCAAGCUGCCUGCAGAAAUUCUGGGAACAAACCCAGAACAAGAACUGUCCCGUCUGUAAAAUCAAGUCCUUAUCUGAGGACCCAGAAGUGAACCUGACACUCAAGGACCUGGCUGACUCGUUUGCUGGGAGGCAGACUCAGGGAUCACCUGAGACAGAAAAGGAGGGACAGAAGAGAGAGGAGGUCGUGUGUGAUGAACAUCCAGGAGUCCCUUAUUGGUUCUGUAAAGAUGAAGAGAGAGCUGUGUGUCCUGUGUGUGAGUUUUCUCUCCAUCAGAGUCACACUGUGGUUCCUGUGGAGGAAGCAGUCAGUGAGAUGAAGGAGAAGCUGAAAUCUGACUUGAAGUCUCUACGGGACGAGAGGGACGAACACAAACGAGUGGAGGAGAAGUACAAAGAAGUGAUUCAACACUCCAAGAAGCAGCUGUCGACCACGGAGACACAGAUCAGAGCAGAGUUCAACAAGCUCCACCAGUUCCUGAAGGAGGAAGAGGAGUCCAGACUGACAGCUCUGAGGGAGGAAGAGGAGCAGAAGAGGAAGACUAUCAGCAGAGAGAUGAAGAGGAUCCAGGAGCAGGUCUCCUCUCUGUCAGACAGUAUCAGUGCUGCUGAAGAAGACCUGCAGAAACACAACCUGGCCUUCCUCAGACGUGAUAAACCCACCCAGACCAGAGUCCAGGGCUCAGAGUCAGACCCACAGCUGGUUCCAGGAGUGCUGAUAGAUGUGGCCAAACACCUGGGAAACCUGUCCUUCAGAGUCUGGGAGAAGAUGAAGGAGAGGGUCCACUUCAGUCCGGUCAUUCUGGACCCAAACACUGCACACGGUUGGCUCCAUCUGUCUGAUGAUCUGAGGAGUGUGAGACGUGGAGACACAUAUCAGCAGCUUCCUGACAAUCCAGAGAGAAACACCAAUUACGCCACCGUCCUGGGGUCUGAGGGCUUCAGCUCAGGAGAGCACAGCUGGGAGGUGGAGGUGGGAGACCAUCCUGACUGGGUUGUGGGUGUGUCUAAAGAGUCAGCUGACAGGAAGGGAGAGAGAUUUGCUUCACCAGAAAAUGGACUCUGGUGUUUAUUGCAUCGCAGUGGAAAAUACACAAAUGGUCUUGGUGAGACUGUCACAGUGAAGAAGAGUCUCCAGAGGAUCAGAGUCCAGCUGGACUAUGACAGGGGGAAGGUGUCCUUCUAUGACCCUGAAGACAUGACUCACAUCUGCACCCUAAGAGACACUUUCACUGAGAGAGUCUUCCCAUGUUUUGACAUUGGAGGGUCUGGAGAUGCUAAAACUUGUGAGCUCAAAAUGUCUCAAAGUGAGACUUCUCUGGUGUUCAGGGAGAGCGGAGCGGUCUGACCCAUUUCUUCAUGAUGUCAUACCGGAGGAGGUUUUCAGUUCUUUCUUUAAAGGUGAGAAUCUUUUGAUUUGAAGGAACAUGAAGAAAAUAUAAAAAACACAUUUGGACUCUUUCAGGAUUCAACUUUGUUUAGGUCUUGAAUAAUCCAGAAAAACAUCCAGAGACAGAAUUAUGGGGCGCCGUUUGUAAAGUUGUGCACACGGAAAAUAAAAUCAACAGUUCUUCACAUCUAGCUCCAAAACGUCACAAAAAUGUAGAGGGAAUU